AUGAAUGGGGUAGUUGAGGUUGCAAAUAAUAAUAUCAAGAAGAUUUUAAGGAAAAUAGUGGACAGUCAUAGGCAAUGGCAUGAGAAGCUACCAUAUGCUUUGCUCGGUUAUCACACCACAAUCAGAACGUCAACUGGGGAAACCCCUUAUAUGUUGGUUUAUGGUUCGGAGGCAGUAAUACCUGUCGAGGUGGAAACACCAACUUUAAGGAUUAUCCAAGAGGUUGUUCUGGAUGAUGCAGAAUGGAUACGUAGCAGGCAUGAACAAUUGAUGCUCAUCGAUGAAAAGAGGAUGGACGCGGUUUGUCAUGGACAACUCUAUCAGAACAAAAUGACCAAAGCAUUCAACAAGAAAGUCAAACCUCGACAGUUCACACCGGGGCAAUUAGUAUUGAAGAAGAUCUUUCCUCACCAAGGAUAA
Solanum tuberosum (potato) is the source of this 420-nucleotide messenger RNA. RefSeq lists its product as uncharacterized. NCBI's taxonomy places the organism in Eukaryota, Viridiplantae, Streptophyta, Magnoliopsida, Solanales, Solanaceae. Gene Ontology annotation, molecular function: nucleic acid binding. The transcript has a single exon. The record is from RefSeq and is a predicted model, not a curated record. The coding region runs from base 1 to 420 and encodes 139 amino acids.